AUGGUGUAUCUCAAGCACUGGAGCGAAUUCAGGGCGCAGGCCUUGGAUUUGUGCAAGAAAAGUCCGAAUAGGACACGAUUUUCUAUCAAGGCACGACCCAAGUUGCAAGUGCUUGUCAUCAAAGUCACAGACGACUGUGUGACGUUGAAAUUCCGAUCGAAGUCGGCGAUCAUUUUAAACCGGCUGGACGAAUUCCAGCGCGACAUGUUUACGAUCAUGUCCGGUGUGGUGCCGCCUGCACCUACGAAAGAAGAGCCUACGUCACAAACAGCAGAGACUCCCAAGCCGUCCACUGCAUCCCAGCCCCCGCCCAAGGGCAGCAGCGGUAAGAAGAAAAAGGGCAAAAAGAAGUAA
This is a messenger RNA of Malassezia restricta, 354 nucleotides long. Its product is annotated as signal recognition particle subunit SRP9. NCBI's taxonomy places the organism in Eukaryota, Fungi, Basidiomycota, Malasseziomycetes, Malasseziales, Malasseziaceae. The record is from RefSeq and is a predicted model, not a curated record. The transcript has a single exon. Gene Ontology annotation, cellular component: signal recognition particle, endoplasmic reticulum targeting. Gene Ontology annotation, molecular function: 7S RNA binding. Gene Ontology annotation, biological process: SRP-dependent cotranslational protein targeting to membrane. The coding region runs from base 1 to 354 and encodes 117 amino acids.